AUGGACAACUUGAGCAGCGGUGACAUGAGAAACAUCAAGUACAAGUAUUUGCAUAUGGAAAAUAAUGCGUUUAAGGAACUUGGGAUCAAGGAAAGAGCCGGCGAAAUUAAGUUUGUUAGCUCAAACUCCAAUGAGCUGAGCUACGACUUUACGUUGGACGUGAAAAAUUGGCUCUCGAAUGGCGUGUGGAAUCAUUCGUGCUUUCUCGGCUUGAAGGAUGUGUUCGGCACCUAUUGUACAAAGUACUUGGACAGGCGCGAGUUGACUCAAUUUUUCGGCUCGAUCCAAAACUAUCAGAGGGACGCUUACGAGAGAGAUUUGUCGGAGCUGCUCUUGAAGACUGCAGUACCGAUGCUGAAAGAAUCCCUCGGUCCCGAGAGCAAAGAGUUCACAAGUAUUUACAAGAUGAUUUCAGCUAUUUGCCAAGUUGUCAAUAUUAAAGUGCCGGCUCUUGUACAUCUUACCGAUUGA
Messenger RNA from Copidosoma floridanum, 471 nucleotides. RefSeq lists its product as uncharacterized. Lineage: Eukaryota; Metazoa; Arthropoda; Insecta; Hymenoptera; Encyrtidae. The record is from RefSeq and is a predicted model, not a curated record.